Chrysochloris asiatica (Cape golden mole) is the source of this 1305-nucleotide messenger RNA. It is a transcript of the gene TEDC1, whose product is annotated as chromosome unknown open reading frame, human C14orf80. The coding region runs from base 1 to 1305 and encodes 434 amino acids. The record is from RefSeq and is a predicted model, not a curated record. NCBI's taxonomy places the organism in Eukaryota, Metazoa, Chordata, Mammalia, Afrosoricida, Chrysochloridae. The transcript is spliced from 8 exons.
AUGGGGCGGCGGCGGUGGCGGCAGCAGCGGGGAGACUGCAGGGUUGGGGUCCGGGCGGAGGCCCUGCCAGAGGCCAUCGCCGCACUGAGCCGGACGCUGCCCACAGGACCUAGUCCUGAGAUUUUCCGUCGUGCCAAGUUCGACCUCCCGGAGGCGGUCCCUGCUCUCUGGCAGCUGCUCUUUCACGUGCUCUCGCAGGUCCCUGAGGAUUGCGCUACCACGUCUCUAACUCCGGAAGCCCAGGUUCGCUGGGUGAAGUCAACGCUACGCUCCCAGGGCUACCCUCGGCCAGCACUGGCUCUGCUCCCGGAGGAUGGCACCCAGGGCAGCCGUGAACUCCUGCUGGCUCUGUCCUGGCUCCUGGCCCGUGGCCCCCUUCUUGAGCGAGUGCUGACCUGUACCCGAGUGCGGCUGGGCGACGAGAUGUCUGUGUGCGAGUGUGUGGACCUAGCCCGGGGCAGGGCCAGCCUUGACCAGCCUACAGCCUGCAAGGACUCCAACAGCUGCCUCGACGUGCGCCAUGUGCAGUGGCUGAUGGGAAAGCUGCGAUUCCAGUGGCGCAACCUCAUCUCCAGCCACCAGGAGCAUUGCGCUCUCCUGAGCAAGAUUCACCAGUACACACGGGGCUGCCACAGUGACCGGAAUCUGUGCCAUCUGUCUGUUGCUGAAGUGGAACUGCUCAGCGACCCAGAGGUUGGCAAGCAGCUGCUGCAGAGGCUGGAGUGUGAGAAUGCGCGCCUGGAGGCUGCCCUGGACUGGUGCCGCCUGGAGCCAGUCUUCUGGAAGUGGACGGACACAGUCCUGGAUGCUAGCCCCCCAGGCCCACCUGACACUGGCUCACAGCCCACAUUUCUGCCCCGCAUCUCUGACCAAGGGACCAGGGGGCUGGAGCUGUUGGCUUGGGAGCUGCAAGCUCUGCAGGAACAGCUGGGGGCGGCUGUGGAGGCAAGGCGGACAGCGUGGGCAGUCCAGGUCCUGGCCCGGGAGCCCGAGUGGAGAGCUGCAAUGCAGACCACAGAGGAGGCUGUGGAGCGGGAACUGGAAGUCCUGCGGCAGACCUGGGAGCAAGGGGCAGAUCUAACCCAGCUCCAUGGACUGCACCGGCUGGUGAGGAGUGAGACCGGGGCUCUGCCAGGUUGGGGCCUGCACGUCACCGAGGCAGUUGGGGCACUGAGGAGCAAGGAGGCCUGCCUGGAGGCAGCGCUGGGCUGGCUUCAGGAACAGUGUCGGCAGGAGCUGACCAGACUAGUGGGUGCCCUACCAGAACUCCUCUGGAUCCCGCCACAUGGACACUGGGAGCCCUAG